UCAUAAAACGGGGGUGCGACAACGGCCACAAUCCGCAUGUUGGACAACACUAAAAAUUCUCCGUUCCGCGAUGUAGGUUGCUGGAAGAUAAUUUUUCAUAACACAACUUUAUUACAAAUUCAGCUAAAUAAAUAACAAAACCACAAUAUCUAUAAACAGUGGGUAGCGCCAUUGUAUAACAGUGUGCGCCGCCACCAAGUUAUUGGUGAAAUAGGUUAUUUCAGUUUGGGGUCAGUGCACAACAAACGCUUAUCAAGCAAAUAAUUCGCAAAAUAAUAUAUCAAAAUGGGUGUACCUAAGUUCUUCAGGUAUACGAGUGAGAGGUAUCCGUGCCUCAACGAGCUGGUGAAGCAGUAUCAGAUACCAGACUUCGACAACAUGUAUUUAGACAUGAAUGGAAUAAUCCACAACUGCUCACAUCCUGAUGACUCCAACCCGCACUUCCGUAUAACGGAGGAGAAAAUAUUCCAGGAUAUAUUCCAUUAUCUUAGUAUACUGUUUCAAAUUAUAAAGCCUAAGAAGUUAUUUUUUAUGGCUAUUGAUGGUGUAGCCCCAAGGGCCAAGAUGAACCAGCAACGAGGAAGAAGGUUUAGAUCUGCAAGGGAAGCAGAAAAGUUAGAAGAAGAAGCUAAACAAAAAGGUGAGGUGCUACCUACAGAAAAGCGGUUCGACAGUAACUGCAUCACACCGGGCACGGUGUUCAUGGCGCGCUUACACGAACAGCUCAAAUACUUCGUCAAGUACAAAAUAUCUACCGACCCCCUUUGGUCCAAGGUGAAGGUCGUGCUGUCCGGUCAUGAGACGCCGGGCGAAGGCGAGCACAAGAUAAUGGACUACAUCCGAUGGUCGCGCUCGCAGCCCGACUAUGACCCGAACACGCGGCACUGCCUGUACGGGCUCGACGCCGAUCUCAUCAUGCUGGGCAUGUGCACGCAUGAACCGCACUUCGCUUUGUUGAGGGAAGAGGUGAAAUUCGGUAAAACUACACAGCGUGCGACAAGUCCAGAGGACACAAACUUCUACCUCCUACACUUAUCAUUGUUAAGAGAAUAUUUAGAGCAAGAGUUUAUAUCGAUUAAGGAUAAGUUGCCCUUCCCGUACGAUAUCGAGAAGAUAGUCGAUGACUGGGUGUUAAUGGGCUUUCUCGUUGGCAACGACUUUAUACCGAACUUGCCAAACAUGCACAUCAAUAAUGACGCCCUACCUGUGUUGUACAAGACCUAUAUGACAGUGUUGCCUACGUUGGAUGGUUAUAUAAAUGAGGCUGGCGACCUGAACCUCCGUAGGUUCGAAGUUUUCAUGCAGGAGCUUGCUAAGAUAGACAUGGAGAAGUUCCAGGACACGUAUGCUGACCUCAAGUACUUCGAGGCCAAGCUCGGCAGGCGGCCUACUGCUAACGAGAGGAGAGAGUACAAACCAAAUAAUGACGAUACGUUCAAUGUGAACGUGGAUGAUAUCAAAGCUAAUAAGCCGGAUGAUGAGCUGCAAGCUCUUAUCAAUGCCACUCAGGAUAUGUUCAUGGAUGACAUGGAGAAUGGAGAGGAAUAUGAAGAAACUAGUGAUGAGGAAGCAAAUAUGGAAAUGGAGUUCGUCCUUCACAAAAAGGAUUACUACAUGAACAAAUUAGAUUAUUCCAAAGUCACAGACGAGGUGCUAGCGGACCAGGCGGAGGGCUACGUGCGCGCCAUACAGUGGAACUUGUUCUACUAUUACAAGGGCUGCCCGUCCUGGUGUUGGUACUACCCACAUCACUACGCGCCCUACAUAUCAGAUAUCAAAGGCUUCCAGGAUCUCAAGAUUGAGUUUGAAUUAGGAGAACCGUUUAAGCCUUUUGAACAGUUGCUAGCCGUGUUGCCGGCGGCCAGCAAACAUUUAUUACCGGCGCCGUUCCACGAUCUGAUGACGGAUGAAGACUCCCCUAUCGUGCAUUACUACCCGCACAACUUUGAAACGGAUUUGAAUGGGAAGAGAAAUGACUGGGAAGCGGUCGUUCUGAUUCCGUUCAUCGAUGAGGUGAAUCUUCUAUCAGCAAUGGAGCCAUGCUAUCAGAGGUUGACAGAAGAAGAAAAGAAACGUAACACUCACGGACCAAUGUUAGUGUACAGCUGGACUCCUCAGAAUCAAGGCGUGGCCCUGGCCCCUGCGUACUUCCCGGCCAUCCCGGCGUGCCAGGCGGCCGAGCGCGGCGUGUGGCGCGGCGACCUGCAGCUGGCGCCCGCGCAGCUGCGCCGCGGCCUGCUGCCCAACGCCAAGCGGGACCUGCUGUUCCCCGGCUUCCCCACCAUGCGCCAUCUCAAGUACCAGACCAGCCUGAAGAAAUGCAAAGUGAAAGUAUUCGACCAGCCGUCGCGCAACGAGAGCAUGAUAGUAGAGAUCAUCAAAGAGAACGAGACGGAGGACUCGCUGGAGAAGGCGGCGCAGGAGCUGCUCGGGAAGGUCGUGUGGGUCGGCUGGCCGCAUCUCACUAAGGCCAAAGUAAUAUCAGUAUCAGACGAGAAGAUGCGUCUACACCACGUGGACAAGCAGAACAACAACGUGGACGGCGCGCCCAACUACUCCACCGAGGCCAACUUCGGGAACCUGCACAAACAGUGGAUCAGCGAGAGAUCAACCAUCAUUGAACACAACAUGAAUCGUCUCGGAAUCGAGUUGGGUGAUGUCAAAAUCAUAGUCCAUGCUGUUAAUUUAAAAGGCUACAAGUACGUAGUGCAGGACAACGUGCAGAUGGUCCUGCAGCCGGAGUGGUGUCCGCGCGCGUGCGGCUACGCGCGGCAGGCGGUGGUGGCCUCGCUGCGCGCCGCCGCGCCCGCGCCCGCGCGCAUCGCCAGCCCGCGCGACGCCUACCCCGUCGGGGACAGCGUGUUCCUGCUGGCCAGGGGGGACCACUACGGGACCAUGGCCACGGUGGUGGACGCGGAGUGUAUCCGCAGCGGGCGCAUCAAGGUGUGCGUGCGCGAGCGGCCCGAGCCCGUGCCCGCGCGCCGCGCCGCCGCCGCGCCCUACCGCACCGCCAACCACGCCGCCGCCGCCUGCGGUAUAUCAGCUCAGAUGCUGUCACGCAUCACGGGUACAGUUCUCGUGGUCUCCGGUCAAAGAAACGAAUUCCCUACUGAGAACCUCAACAAAAUCAAUGUGGGACUCAACUUGAAGUUCAAUAAAAAGAAUCAAGAAGUAUCGGGCUACACGCGCCGCUGCAAAGUAUCGAACUCGUGGCUGUACUCGGAGCGCUGCACGGAGCUCGUGCAGUCGUACGCGGAGCACUUCCCCGAACUGUUCGACAGCCUGGCCAGCUCGCACAACAAGGACGUGUACUUCGAGAGCGACCUGUUCCCCAACGAGAUGGGUAAAGGCAAGCCACAAGAGAUAGCUCAAUGGAUAAAGAAUCAGCCGCACAUGCGCGCGGCCCGUAGAGACUGCGGCUCUGAAGCCCUCGAGCCUGAGGAGAUGAAGGUCCUGGCUAAAAGUCUGGAGCGACAGCUGGAGGAACUCAAGGGUAAAGAGAAGAAGGUCACGCUACAGGUCAAGUGGAACCUGCUCUAUAAGCCCGAGCUGCAGUCGGGCAACCUGCCCCCGGACCCGGCGGCGGACUUCCAGCUGCUGGACCGCGUGGCGUGCGCGUCGCGGCGGCUGGCGGCGCCGGCGGGCGCGGCCGGGACCGUGGUGGCGCUGGCGCCGCCCGCCGCGCCCAACACCGUCAGGCUCUCCGACAAGAUCAACGCAGAGCCCACUUUCCUCGUCAUGUUCGACCAGCCCUUCCCCGGCGGCAUGACUGAGGACCUCUUCGACGAGCCCAGGUUCUAUAGAAUGUCACCGUCCAACUUGCUGAAUCUGUCGUUCGGUCGCAAGUUGCGCGGCUUGGCCAGUACGACGCCGCCGCAGGACUGCUUCCUAUCUCAGACACCGAACCUGCUGCGUCGGGAUGAUGGACACCACUCCGCGUUCGCUAACUAUAGCCCGCCCGGCGACAAAGCGGUCUCGCCUGACAAUCGGAACCACGCGCAGAACCAGAACGUGGUCGCAAGCAACGGACCGCCUAAUCAGGACAACGCAACACACCUGCUGAGGAGUUUGUUGAAGAUAAGCGAAACAGAUUCUGAUAGUAAAAAGAGUAAGAACACAUCCGAACAAAAUCGUAAUUGGCGUGUAAAGAACGACUCCUCUUCCGGCCCGAUACCUAUGUCGCAGCCACCGAGAGGCCCACCGCAGCCGCAGAACUGGCGCAAAGAGAGCGCGCCCAUGAUGAACUCUACCAGACCGCCGCCGGUCUACACUAACGAGUGGAAUAACACUUAUAAGAGCCAGCCUCCUCUCCCGCCAUACCCCACAUUCGGGCAGCCAUUCCAAGGCCCGGGCCCCAGCCAGAUACCGUUCCCGCAGUUCCAGAACCCGCACUUCCAACAGCGCAACCAACCGUUCACGUUUCGCAACCAAGACAACAACAUGCGCGGCCAACACCAGCAACACGGGCCGAGGGGCUUCGAACAGAAUCCCGCCUUCCCCAAACAUUUGCCCACUGUUGGCGCUGUGACUGCCAAUGUCACGCUGGGACCAAGUUGGAAUCAACCCAACAAUCAAGCUAAAACACAGAAUGUGAAACCACCGGCCACAACUAACACAAACACCAACAAACAGAGCGCUGCCCCAGCUCAGAAUAACGCGGACAAAGUGCCCUUCGUGCCACUACAAGUGCAAACUAGUCAAAGACGUAUCCAACAACCAAGUGGUUCUUCAAAUAAGCAGGACCCAGGUCAAAACCCGACACCUAAGUCCAACCUACCAAAGCCACAACCUAGCAACAUUCCGAUUGUGCAACAAAGCCAGGACCCGACAUCGCGGCCGAUGAAGAAGAAAAAACCAAGAAUAGCAGCCAACCUGCCCUUUCAAAUAGAUUAAAUUAUUUGUUAACAUAUCGUUUAGCGAUUGUUUACGCUGCUCAUACACACAGGCCGUUUACACUUACAAUAUAAUUUACCAAAUCGAAUUCGACUCCAGUAACUGGAGGUAAAAAGAAUCGAAUGUCAAACAAAUCGUGACACUAUUAAAGUGCUCGAAAUUAUAUGCAUAAUAUUAUCAUUUAAGAACAACAGCCUGUAUAUGAGCAGACACAAUCAGUAACAUGAGCUAAGACUAAGAGCGACUGCAAAAAAAAAUAGAAAACGCAAAGUAUUGGGAAUGAAAAAUUCAAGUUCGACUCAUCUCACUAUUAUAGAAUAAAAUCUUGUACAUUUUGUAAAUAUUAUGAAGUUAUAAGAAUCUGUAAUGAAUGAGUGUGAUCAAUUUAUUUAAAUGUAAUAAAGUCGAGAUUGUAUACGUUCUGGCAGAGUCCAGUUUAAAGUAUUAUUUCUAAAUUAUAUUGGGAAGUUAAUGUUUCAAAAACAAAGCAAAUCGGCGACAGGAAAAAAUCGUAGAUAAUCUCGCAGUAUUGUCAGCAGCGCUGUAGAGUUCCUGACAUCAACAUCGCCUUGGAAACUGCCCAACACUCGUAGGAUAGUCAAGUUUCUAUAUCUCACGAAGUCUCAAUGUGAAAUUGAAUAAGUGACAAAUGCAUACAUAUUUUUGUAUUCUUAUCAUAUUUUCCAAUUUCUUAAAUUUUAUGAUAAUUAUUUCAUCUCCACCUCCACAAGUACACUCAAAUAGUACAAAGUACUUAGCAUUACGUAUAGAUAUAUUUUUCUCAUAUUUUGAUUGACAACUUCUUACAGUUACUUGUAAGGAAAUGAUGUUAUAAUUAAAACAUAAUAUUAAUAGUGAAAAUUGAUAAAUAUUGUUAAACAAAAAAUGUUUACUAUGACUUUCAAAAACAUUUUUGGAAACCAAGUCUUUUGAAUCGAAACUACAGUUAUUUAGGAUAACUCUAACCCGACAUACAUUUUUGAUGUUUUCUAAAAUAAAAUGCAAGUUUCUCAACCUGAUUUCAAGACAAAUUUUAUUCUAGAUUGUAGUAUGAAGUACAUGUGGACGCAACUGUACCUAUUAAUAAGUGAAUAUCAACGUGACGAACUUACAGUAGGUACUUCUUUACUUAAUAGUAUAACUUGACUAUGUGUGUAUUUACAAAUGAUAUUUUCAUUACUGAUUGUGACAGAAAAUAUUCAAUUCUGUUUGAUUUAUUUUUUAUAAAAUCAAGAUUAUGAUUUAAUAAAGUGGAAAUUACAAAUCUA
Trichoplusia ni (cabbage looper) is the source of this 6161-nucleotide messenger RNA. RefSeq names its product 5'-3' exoribonuclease 1 (gene pcm). Gene Ontology annotation, cellular component: nucleus. NCBI's taxonomy places the organism in Eukaryota, Metazoa, Arthropoda, Insecta, Lepidoptera, Noctuidae. The coding region runs from base 286 to 4893 and encodes 1535 amino acids. The transcript is spliced from 32 exons. The record is from RefSeq and is a predicted model, not a curated record. Gene Ontology annotation, molecular function: 5'-3' RNA exonuclease activity; RNA binding. Gene Ontology annotation, biological process: rRNA catabolic process; nuclear-transcribed mRNA catabolic process.